AUGGAUCAAAAUGUGGAGUUUGUAAAUCUGGAGGCCAAGCGGAAGAAUCUGCUUCAGAAAACGGUCAAUAAUUACAAACGACCGUUCCGCACGAAGAAUGUGUUCUUCAAAUCUCUUGUUGGGUUCUGCCCCUCCAUUCAAUGGCUGCCCAAUUACAAUUUGCAGAAAUUGUAUCAAGAUUUAGCCGGAGGGCUGACCGUUGGGAUCAUGAAUAUCCCGCAGGGAAUUGCGUAUGCGAUUUUGGCGGAAAUCCCACCCGUAAAUGGGCUGUAUACGGUGUUGUUGGCUUGCUUGAUCUUCCCGUUUCUGUCGUCUUGGCCGCAUGGAAGCUUAGGUAAGAGAACUGAGGGGUUGGAAGCGACUGAACGGGGGUGAAAUCACUCUAUUUUUAGGCCCAUUUGCCGUGGUUGAGUUGAUGUGUGGAGCACUUGUCCGUCGACUAAUGGCCGACGACACACUCGACUUUGAGACAACUCCUACCGAAAUUAUUUCCACGCUCACAUUUUUGACCGGCCUGUUUCAUGUGAGCUUUGUGGAUCCUCGUUUUUUGAUCAAACUUAAAGUUUAGAUAUUUCUGGCAUCGCUACGGGUCACCUUUAUCACGGAGUAUUUCUCAGGCGCAUUGGUCGGCGGAUUUGUGACUGGCGCAGCCAUUCAUGUGCUCAUCUCUCAAUUUGAUUCUUUUUUGGGAAUUAUGAAAAUUCGGAGCUCGGGUCUUCUGUAUUUGUUCAAGGUAGGAUAUCCGGCCAAAAAAAGUGGUUUUCUGUACAUGUUUCUCGCUGUUCCGCAGUUAUAUUAUACAGUGGGGGGACCUGGUCUAGUGGCAAAAAAUGUACCAUUUUGCGUCCGCGAAAUAUCAAAAAUGUGGCAAAAUGCUUCACUCUCCAAAUGAAAAAUCUUCGUUUUGAAGGGCGCCUCACAAAAAAAGCGGACGCGCUUUUGAAGUCUGAGCUUUUCGCUUGGAGAUGGAGGUAGUUUGACACAUUUUUUGAUGCUUCCUGGAUGCAAAAUGGUACGUCUUUUGCCGCUGGGUCAGGUCCUCCACUGUACAUGUUCCUUGAUGUUCCGCAGUUAAUGUUUUAGUUGACAAAUUAAAGCUUUUCUUCUUGUAUAAAAACAAGUAAGUUUCAACAAUUUCUACUUUUUUUCAGAACGUGAUCGCCAUUUGCAGCCAAAUUCCGAACACCAACCUGAUGACCCUCGGGAUUGGCGUUGUUUCAGUCGCGUUUCUGCUCAUUGGCAAAAUGAUAGUCACUCCGGCGUUGAACGCAAGCCUCAAGAAGAAGUUGACAAUUCCUUAUGAACUCAUUUUGGUGAGAAUUUCAUUUCAUUUCCCAAAAUCAAGCAUCAAAAAUUUAGUGUAUUGUGGCCACAAUUAUCAGCUACUUCUUUGAUUUUAAUGGCCGCUUUAACGUCAAGAUUGUCGGCGAUAUUCCACAAGGAAUUCCAAUGCCCGCAAUGCCGAAUGCCGCGCUAUUGCAAUACAUUUGGACGGACGCUUUAGCUAUUACCGUCGUCAUGGUGGCGGUUCAUCUUUCGAUCGCCACUGUAAUGUGCCAGAAGAAGGGUUAUGUCGUGGACGACAACCAAGAGAUUUACGCGGUUGGAGCGACGUUGGCAGUCAGCGGGCUUUUCCCCACUUUUCCGGCAGCCAAUGGGCUUGGUCGACCGUUGAUUUUAUCAGAGUGCGGAGCUGUUACUCAGGUAAAAAAGGAGGCGUAUCUGUUGUUGAAGACGGGCAUAAUUAAAGCUUAUUUAAACAGUACAGUGAGGGACCUGAUCCAGUGGCAAAAAACGUACCAUUUUGCAUCCGGGAAGCAUUAAAAAUGUGGCAAAAUGCUUCCCUCUCCAAGUGAAAAAACUUCGUUUUGAAGGGCGCGCCCUUUUCCUCACAAAAAGAGCGGGCGCGCUUUUGAAAUCUGAGAUUUUUUUCACUUGGACAGGGAAGCAUUUUGCCACAUUUUUGAUACUUCCCGAAUGCAAAACGGCACGUUUUUUGCCACUGAAUCAGGUCCCCUACUGUACUAAUUGGUUAGUUUUCAGAUGGCAAAUUUAAUAGCAUUUGCCUUCACAUUCGUCGUGGUCAUGUUCUUCGCCUCUUUCUUCUACUGUUUGCCAAUGGUGAGUGCAAUUAGCCGUAUUAGGAAGCUCUAUAAUUGUGUGCUUUUCAGACCGUCCUUGCCGCAAUCAUCUUAGUGGCACUUCGAAAUAUUCUGAAAGGGUUCAAAGAGCUCCCAAGCUUCUAUCGAAUCUCUAGAUACGACUUUGUAAGCAACAAUAUCUCGACUUUUCAAAUUUUUGACCGUUUUCAGGUCCUCUGGUGUGUUGCAUUUGGAGCUACCGUGCUCACCGACGUUAUUGGUGGCUUAAUAAUCUCCUUAUGCUUCCAACUUCUCAUAGUAACUUGGCGAACGCAAUGGCCAAAAUGGGAAGCCUGCUAUUCGAAGCGAAAGCACAAGAUGGACAUGUGUAUUUAUCGGUUUGAAGCGAUGCUAAUCUUCUCAAACGCAAGAUUGUUCAAGAAGACUGUGGAAGAAACGUUGCGAAAAUGGAAUGCCCAAGGGCUUGGACCGGUAUGCUGAUCGGAACGAACGGAAAUUGUCUUGUGUUGCAGGUCCCCAGAGUCUUCAUUUUUGACUUUUCUGGAGUCACCCAUAUCGACACGGCUGGGCUGAAAGCUCUUCAGGAAAUGGUGGAGGCUAUUAAGAGAGCAGCGGCUAGCGUGAAUUUUGUUGAAGCGACCGGUAGGGUUGAAAAUUUCAAAUUUCUCGGGCUAGAAGUCUCUCUUAACUCAUGUCAGAACUUUCUCUUCAGAACAAGUUCAGCGCCAAAUUCAACUAACACAUCCAAUCCUGGAGGAGUGCGGCUUCUACGACAGCGCUGAGGAACUCAUCUUUGACUCAAGUUGUAAGCCCAACGAGCAGCCGAUAACCAUUUUAUCCACAAAUCCGUUCGAUUUCCAGUUGCACGAAUCGAGAAUUUAAUAAAUAAAUUAAAAAUGAUGACUUUUUGAAUAUCAUUACUCAAAAGUCUCGAGCUCAGCCUAUGGCGACAACUACAAUGUCCAGCCUCUCUCCUCGGCCCAAUUGUUUUUGGGCCGCUCCUUUUUUACCGGCCCUAUAACGAAAGGCAAACCGCGCAUUAAUUCCGAACAGGGGUUGUCAUGGAAAUUGAUUUGGCAAUAUGAAAAAAGUUUGAAAAGCCCUCAAGGCGACUUUAACUUUUGUAGGGAGAAAACGUUUCGCCGGGCGUGGGGAGAAUGUUUUAUUAAACUGGCAGUAUGAGUGGUUGAUAGUUUAUAGACUAAAACAAAGGGAACUUGAUGGCUUUGUUUUUCGAGUAGGCAAGUAUUCUGUCUAUCACCUAUGGUGCAUUUAAGUCAACAAAGGGUCUACAUAUGGUGUUUCUUUUUUUUGUCCGGAAACAAUAUUUUUUGUAUAGGUUUAUAUUUAUAUGAGAGCAAUUUUAUAGGGCGCUACGACUGCUAGGAGAAGCACCCCGAUUGAUCGGGUGCUAAGAUAGCUUAUCACCUAUUUUGAGGCAUUUUAUAUGUAAUCACAUCAAUAAUAUAUAGGUAAAAGUUACGGAUCUUCGUCUUUUGCCGCAAACUUUGGUCGUUUAUAUGUUGCAAUAACUCAGGGUAGAGAAACCUAACAUUAGUGAUAACUCAAAUUAGAAAAAGUGGACAUAUUGCGAGCCCUUGCCGAGUCUUCGCCAAACAUCCGCAACGGCUUUGCCAGGCCUCUAGGCACUUUCUACAACCUUUUUUCGGGUAUCCACCUACCCUAUGCCCCUAUUGAUCAAUUUUGUAUUGACCCGAACUUCCGUCGACCGAAAGGGGAGGCGUUUUAUGUAAUAGUACUCGAGACAAAAAGUCAGCGGAACAUUUCCGCCGACGUCACGGCAAGGCAAGUUUGAAAGAUGUCUCGCAAGAAAGUGCACGUCGCUUGGCGGUAAGUCGCAGCGACGAAAGCAAUAGAUCAGAGAAGAACAAAUGCAAAUUCUACUGACUUUAUGCCUCGAGUAGCACCGUAAUAGUCCCCAAGGACGUCAAGCACUUUUGCCUUGAAAUUGCGCUGAUGUUUGUGUGGCGCUAGCUAUGCAGAACAGAGAAUUAUGCCAUAUAAAACCACAACCCUCUUAAUGAUUCCGUUGUAAUUUCCAAUUCAUUUCUUUUCGACUUCUCCACUCGCAAUUGACUAUGCAUAUAAGGAAGUAACACCUUCCAUUACCCAUACUUCAGAAUAAGUUGGGUUUUAAUGCAAUCUAGCCGGUCCGUUAAUUCAGUUUUCCGCGGCGUUUUCUAAAUCUUAUUGGUCUUUACGGUUUCCAAGUGCGUUUUUAAUGCCAUUUUCGUAGGUUUAAAGGUUAGCCCGGUCGUUACACUUUCUCGGAGUGGCAAAAAAUGUCACGGAGGUGUUUGUUGAUUACACAAGGUUCUUCUUUCAAAACUUUUUUUCAAUUUUGAAGAAACUGCCUGAAAUGUAGAGGUUUAUUGUUUUUUUUGCAUAAUAAAUAACUGGUGUGUAUUACCACAUAAAUGGUGUACUCCGUUAAACGUGGAGCAGCUGGAAAUUUGCAGUACAUUGACCAUUUCCUUAGACAUAAUAGAAAAUAACCAGUUUUUGUGAGAUUUUUCGGGCGGUUUCUAGAGAAUUUGCGAUUGCCAGAAACAGCGAUAUUGAAAUUUCUUUUCUUCCCAAAAAUGGCUCAAGAUGACGUGAAAGUCAAAUACCAGCCAGUGCUUAUGCCCGCAGGCAGCAACUUUAUACAGUGAGGUACCUGAUCCAGUGGCAAAAAGCGAACCAUUUUGCAUCCGGGAAGCAACAAAAAUGUGGCAAAAUGCUUCCCUCUCGAAGUGAAAAAACUUCGUUUUGAAGGGCGGCCCUUUCCCUCACAAAAAGAGCGGGCUGGCUUUUGAAAUCGGAGUUUUUUCACUUGGAGAGGGAAGCAUUUUGCCACAUUUUUGAUAUUUCGCGGAUGCAAAAUGGGACAUUUUUUGCCACUGGAUCAGGUCCCCCCACCGUAUAUUCAAGUUAUAUAUUUUACUAGGCCAUCCCUUAUUUUUCAAUACCUAACCAUGCCUUUCACGUGACGCUCCAAAACUCGUUUUGUCGUCUUUUUUAUGGCACGUAUUGUCUGCCGCCGCUACCGUUUUUGCUCGCUUUCAUUACAACUCAAUUAGCACGUUUACACCUGCCUCCUUUUCCCAUAUUUUUAUUCAAAAUUAUUUGAUUGGACCACAUUUUAUUCUCUCAGAAAAAGGUAAACAGAAUUUCGUUUUGAUACGGAAACACUACGUAGUAAAUGCUCAAAAUUUCUAGCUUAUGUUCGUCAGACAACUGCCAUUUUUUAAUCAGUUUUUAGUAUGAAAAAAUUGAUAUAUUGGAUUGUAGCUGUCUAUAAUAAGAUUCCCCAUUCACACAGUUGUAUGUACUUGGCGGAUAUUCAUUUCUCAAAAGUUUUCGUAUUUGUCCUAGUUUGGUAACAAGGGUCGCGUGAUACGAAUACAAAAAAUAAUAUUUUUUCGUGUCACCCAAGGUCAAAAACUGUUUAGACAACGGUCCUUAGGGGUUUAGAAAUGUUGAAAGAGUGUGCCUCAAUAGCGCAGUGGCAGCGCGUCAGUCUCAUAAUCUGAAGGCCGUGAGUUCGAUCCUCACUUGGGGCAGAAUUUUUUUUAUGUUUUCGGAAAACCUAUUGUGUACGUAAUUGCUAUUUACGUUUUCGGCGUACUUUGUAGGCUCCGUGGCAGUGAAGCUUCGUAUUUUUCUUGGUUCCACUUUACCUCUUCCUACAUUUUUUUUGUUUUUGUAUGUCUCGCUUUUCCAAACGUCUCAGAUGACCUUUUGAGGUAUUUCUGGAGCGUUGUGAGUAAAGUGCAUUCAUUUCGUAAUCACUGCGGUUAUUCGUAAUUUGCACGACACUGGAUUUCUUGGAGCGCCUCAAGAGUCUAUACAUAGUGCAACUGCUAUCUCUAAAGAAUUAUAAAAGAAUAUAUGUCCGAGUUUUUUUAUUAUCAUGCCCAUUUUAUUAUUUUUUUCGAAAAAAACACAAGUUUUUCAUUUUUUUUUCAAAUCUGUGUUUCAACGCGAAAACAAUCCUUGUUUUGACUUAAUAAUAAAGGCCCUCGGUCGGCACCACCUUUUCCGCAUCAACCAUUUCCGGAAAGUUACCGCUAAUAUCACAUAAAUUCCCGGUUUAUCCGCGAAUUAUAAAAAUACGUACGAAACAUAUUUUCAUAUUUUCAACGCUCUGCAAACUUGUCGAAAUUCAGGUUGUUUCUUGUGUGAACACGGAAGGUGUAGGUGUUCGUGGGAGAACGAAAACACAUUGUGUGGGAAAUGGACUUUGCUGUAACUUUUCGAAAAAUGUUAAUUGAGUGUGGGGGGAUUGAGAAAUAACCUUAUAGAGUUAAGUUAAUAAGACUUCGGAAAAACAAAUUUUCAAGAGAAUUUCUAAUUGAAAUUGUUGAUUUUUCAGUCGUUAUGGCUUUUCCGUACUAGCUGUUUAUACUAAGUUUCAAAUAAAUUUUUUUUUUAAAUUAAAAAUGCUAAAAUACGAUUGAUUAGAUCAAAUUUAAAGCCGCAAUUUUUGCUCACAAAGUUAAUAAAACCUGACUUAUGAGAGUAUGAGGUGUCCUUAAAACCAUUGACACCAUUAAGCGGCCCAUUCCACAACCCACGAAAACAUUAAUUUUUUACCUUGCAUUAAGUCCACUUCUAACAAACAAAUCGAAAACUUCUUGCCAAAGGGCUUGAUGUUUGUUAAUCUGACGUAACUUUUCGCUUCCAAUAAAUACAAGGUAAUGAGUUGUGUGAAACGAAAGCUUGAGCAGGACUACAUCCACGGGUGUAAACGGAAGCGGAAUUUGAUGCCCCCCGUCCGACUUUUUUACCAUUGGCCAAUUAUUUCGAGAUUUUUGACGUUUAACUUCCCCAUCUGGGGAUUCCGGAUGCUUACAUAAGAAAUUGCGCAAUAGAGGUGAGUAUAAUUAUUUGUAGGAUAAGCCGGGACAUUUUGAAGGGCUGAAGUGCUCUUGAAAUGUAAUUGAGGCGAAAUUUCUCUGAAUUUCGGUAGAUUUUCUUAUUUUUUUUUUAUUUUUUAAGCCUACUGAUUGCAGAACAAUUAUCGGAUAGUCAUCAUAACAAGUAGUUAUAUAUGGCUUACAGUAAGUAUUAGGGGUGUGUUGCUUGGGGUCUAUGUUGAAGUGUGUUUUUUUAGUUAUUAAUUUUGGGAGGGAUUUCCGGUUAUGGUCCGUUUUUUGGCUAGUUAUAUACCUUUUGCUGACAUUGAGUUCAGUCCAAAAUCAAGACGCUAUUCAAAUUGAAGUAACAAAAAAAAACAGAUUUUCUCGUAAGCUCACAAAUCAAGCACGCAAAGAAACGUUGUUUAUAGAGACGUUGUACAUACGCCAACCUUCAAAAGAAGUUUUGAAUUCAUGAAAACUUUUGGCGCCAAAACUUAGGGCUUUCUGCACACCCCAAGCUAAUAAUGUUACAUCUUUCUUAACAAAAUUCGGCCCGAACACAUAUAGACCAACUUCAAAUCACAACCCAUACGAUCCCUUCUUUUGAAUAUAUGCUAGAAAUAAUUACCCGUAAUUACCACAUUUUUCUUGCAAACUAAUUACCGUCAUCUUAAAAAUUUCGCUUUUUUCCUGAAAAUAAAGUUAUUUUCGGCAUCUUCUCUUCGCCUAUUAUUCUAUUUACCAUCCAAUUUGAAUACAUACUAUAAUUUUAUAUUACACUUAAGACAUUUUCUUUUCUCUUCAAACCCCAUGUUUUCCCGCUUUCACGUGACUUUACUUUCAUCUACGUUUGACGUACAAUGUCAAUUGCGCCUUUUUAUGCCCUCAGAAUACGCGCAUCUUUCCGAUUUGUUGAUUCUAAUGCACUUUCCCGACACUUGUAAAAAAUGCUUUUAAUUAUAACGUCUGAAUGUCAUAACGAAUGGUUCCAAUAUAAAUUGAAGUCCGUUGCGUGCUACGGUUGAUAUGCCACCGUAGAAUUAAAUUUUCUUUUUUUGAUCCCUCGAGGAAUUAAUUUCUUUCUUUGACGGUAGAAAUUACAUAUUAGCACUAAUAAGAAAAUAUAUUGGAGGAUCACAUAAUAAUUGGUAUAAAAUUUAUUUAUUUCCAAUCGCAAUUCACACUUUUCUCUAGGCAUACUUCUCCUUUCAUUAACCAAAAACUAAAAAGUUACUGCCCCAAGUGAGGAUCGAACUCACGGCCUUCAGAUUAUGAGACUGACGCGCUGCCACUGCGCUAUUGAGGCACGUCUCGCACCCGUUUUAUUUUCCCUCAAACGGUGGCGUACUUUGCAAGGAAAUAAAAGUUCCUAGUAGUGAAGAUAUACUAGAAAACACUAGGACUAAGGAUAGUCGUUUUGUGUAUAAAAUCGCUGUGUAAAUGAUGAAAUUAAAGAUCUCUCAUUUCGAAGCCAGAAAAACCCACUUUUGUACUUUCCCUACCCUAUUCCCUCCACUAAACAUUUCGAUGCAUCUGACUUUCACCUACUACAAAAGCUGUUGUCUGAUUUCCCAUUCAAAUUCCAACUGUUUUUGCCGAAAACUCAAACUUUGUCUGCGAAUUCCCUUAGCAUCUCAUUAGGAUAGAUUCUAAACAUCCUAUUCGUAAUAACACUCAAGUAGGUUUCACAAUCAUGUUUUUCGUUCGGAUUGUUCCGGAGAAAUGAUUAUAGUCGCCGGGUCGUGAAGUCACUUGCCCAAGUCGGCAAAUAUUUGCAAUGCGGUGGAGUAAGUGUGGCAUUCGACCUCAAUAAGAGAGUUUUGAGACUUCUGGGAAUUGUCUGAAGGACUCUGCUCGCCUUUUUGCACUUUUCUUUCCGUCAUACCCUGGCUUACCGUAUUUAGAACUAUUAUAAAAAAAUCGAAACCUAAUAAAAAUUUUAAAAAGUUACUGCCCCAAGUGAGGAUCGAACUCACGGCCUUCAGAUUAUGAGACUGGCGCGCUGCCACUGCGCUAUUGAGGCACACUCCACCUUUCUCUUCUUUUUCCUUGGGCCGCUGACUUUUUCUCAAGAAGGGGAUUUCCGCAGGAAAAGAGAGUAAAUUUAAUGUAAACCGUAACUUUUUCACGAAAGUAAACCUCGCUUUCCUUUGCUAAAAAUCUUGCUAAUUGUUUUUCCAACCCUUUUUCACCUUCAUAUUUCGACUUUUGCGUAAAAAUGCACGUUUCCUGCCUUAUACUACCACAUCAUCUAUGAUAUUAACCUUUCGUACGUUCGAAAUGAUAUCAUUUACACUGACCCAGUAAUUUAAACCAAAAAUUACUUUUGGUGUUUGGUGAAACGCCUAAUUUUCGACAAUACAAGAAUUAUCGCUUAUAAUGAACACCCUGGAGAGUAAUAAUACGCCCAGAGUCCAGGGUAUAAAGGGGACACAGACUCAUUUGCAGUGUUUCUUGGUUUCCAGUCAAAUCCGGAAAGCUAUUGAGGGAAUUGUAGUGGGUGGGAUGUCAGCAGUACCUUUUUGUACCACAAAUUGUCAUAUUAUCUUGUUUUCGUGCAGUUAAUCACAAGUUUCUGACAUUUUUGUCCAAAAAAUUAAACUGUUUUUGGUUGGGAGACCUGAUCCAGUGUAUCAAAAAAUGUGGCAAAAUACCUCCCUCUCCAAGUGAAAAAAAACUCUGAUUUCAAAAGCGCGCCCACUCUUUUUGCGAGGAAAAAAACGCGCGCCCUUCAAAACGAUGUUUUUCACUUGGAAAGUGAAGCAUUUUGCCACAUUUUGAUACUUCCUGGAUGCAAAAUGGCACGUUUUUUGCCACUGGAUCAGGUCCCCCACUGUAUAUCGGCAAGAUUUGGUGCCAAACUGCGCGAACCCCUUCUAUUUCCGCUUUUCAUUACCUUAUUCUCAGAGACUCCCCCAAAAAUCCCACUGGCUGAUCGAUUGAGGUCCCCAAAACCUCGCACGGCUGGCCGAAAGAUGGGCGCGGCAUUAUGUAAGCGGGACAAGGUUGUGGAUGAAACCGCCGAAAUAACGAAUAAGACGAUCGAAAAGGAGUUACGAAAUGACAGGAUACAGGAAAGGAAGACAAUCAAGGUGCUAUUGCUUGGUAAGAAAAAGGGAUUUUUUGAAUCUAUCAGUCUGUCGGAAAAAUAACGGCGGAUCGUCGCAUCAAAAUGUCUCGCCUCGCCGCUGUCGCGCACCAAAUCCCAAGCCGCGGCUUGCAGUCGCAAAGCGAUGAUGAGCGACUCCGAGGCGCGACGAUCCGCCGUUUUUUUCCCGACAGACCGAUAAUAAGCUGUAAAAUGCGAAAAAAAUAAAAGUAUUUUUUAUGUACAGCUUUGUGCGACACAUUCAUAAUUUACUUCAAAACCUCAUAAUUUUUUUGCUUUUUGGGUCCUACCACGAAAUCCCUGAGGAUCAAGGGGAAUAGCUGAAAAGGCUAUAAAAUUACAAAUAUCGACGGUAAAAAGCUUGCAGAUUAUUUUUACAGUCUUUUCUGACAUUUUUCCCCUUCUAAAUCCCAAAAAAUCCCCUUCUAUACUACACCAAAUCUUAUUCUAAAUUUCAGGCUCUGCUGACUCUGGAAAAUCCACAAUUGCCAAACAAAUGCGAAUAUUGCACGCGCAAGGCUUCAACGAGUCCGAACUCAUCAAUUACCGGUAUAUGAUCUUCACCAACAUGGUCGUGGCAUAUCAUCAUAUGUGUCGCGGCUGUCAAGCGCUAAAUGUCCCAGUAAAUGAGGAGGAAACAGUGAGUUAACAACCACUUCGACUUCAUUCUUCCGUUUUUUAGACCAUCUUCGAUCAAUUCCUCAACAAACAUUUAAAAAUCUUGGAUAUGAUCGACGAUGACAUCAUUGUUGCCUUGGGCAAAAUGAGAAGCUCAAUGUUUACGAAGGAAGGUCUCAAACACAUCGACAAGUUCUACAUGCCCGAUAACUCUACAUAGUAAGUUGGGAGCGAAUAUUUUUCAUCGUAUUUCAGCCUCUUCGCGAAUGCACAUCGAAUCUUGGGAGCGAAUUAUCACCCCACAGAAAUCGACAUCAUUCAUGCUCGAGCCUCAACCACCGGUGUCUACGAGAUCGGGUUCCAAUUCAGAAGCUUCUAUAUUAGGUAAAAUACAAUUUAAAAUAAAAAAUACAGGUAAAUUCAUACCAUUUCAGGUUAAUCGACGUUGGUGGACAAAAAACCGAGCGACGGAAAUGGAUCCACUGUUUUGAAAACGUAACAGCGGUACUUUUUGUAACCGCGCUGUCCUGCUACGACCAAUUUUUGGAAGAAGAACCUACGAAGGUCAGUUUUAGCGGAAAAAAUAGGAUUUUUAUAUUGAGCUGAUGACCAAUAAGGCAUAAAAGAUCGGUCGGAUGUACAGUGGGGGGCCUGAUCCAGUCGCAAAAAAAGUAUCAUUUUGCAUCCGGGAAGUAUCAAAAACAUGGCAAAACGCCUCCCUCUCCGAGUGGAAAAAACUCCAAUUUCAAAAGCGCGCCCGCUCUUUAGGGCAUGCCCUUCAAAACGAAGUUUUUCCACUUGGAGAAGGAAGCAUUUUGGAUACCUCCCGGAUGCAAAACGGUACGUUUUUUGCCACUAGAUCAGGUCCCCCACUGUAUUUUAAAUUCCAAAUAUUGUAUCUUCAAAUAUCUUCAAAACAAAUAUUUCGUAUUUCAGAACUCUCUGGAAGAUUCCGUGGAGCUGUUCAAUAGUAUGUAUAACAAUGAAUAUCUGCGAAAAUGCAACUUUAUCCUCUUCAUGAACAAAAAAGAUAUUCUGGAGAGGAAAGUGGAACACUCGCCAUUCAACAAGUACUUUCCCAAUUAUUCUGGGAAAAACAAGUAUGAAGAAAUCAGGGAUUACAUCAAGGAUCUGUUUGUUGAGGUAAGCGAGGAAGUUCUCGAACUAAUUUUGAGUCCCACCACGAAAGGCCUGAAAAUCAGGGAAUUGAUCCAAAACAGCUGAAACUGGUUCAGAAAACCCCCUCAAGUUAUACAUCAACUAAUUUCAGGCCGAAAUCGAUGACACAAGGCAUAUAUAUUUGCAUUUUACGAAUGCCACCGACCGAGGAAACAUCGAUUUUGUGUUUGGAGCGGCGUGUGACAUAAUCCUUCAAAACAAUCUGAACAAAGCGGGAAUGAACUGA
Bursaphelenchus xylophilus (pine wood nematode) is the source of this 12099-nucleotide messenger RNA. Lineage: Eukaryota; Metazoa; Nematoda; Chromadorea; Rhabditida; Aphelenchoididae. The record is from the annotation of a GenBank genome assembly.